Molecule: messenger RNA, 1662 nt
Organism: Aspergillus aculeatus ATCC 16872
Lineage: Eukaryota; Fungi; Ascomycota; Eurotiomycetes; Eurotiales; Aspergillaceae
Product: MDR family MFS transporter
Exons: 2
Coding region: 1-1662 (553 amino acids)
Biological process (GO): transmembrane transport
Molecular function (GO): transmembrane transporter activity
Source: RefSeq, a predicted model, not a curated record
AUGGAACCGAACAACAGUCGUUCCGACUCGGUUGACACGCCGCCAGCAGAGGCCUUGAGCGAUGCGCCCAAAUUGAGCUUCAACCACGACCUUCGGUUCUGGCUGGUCUUUGGUGCGUUGUGUGUAACUUCUUUGCUGGCCGCUCUCGAAGGAACCGUCACAUCCACGGCUCUUCCUACCAUUGUCGCGGACCUACACAUUGGCGACAAUUAUCCUUGGGUAUCCAACGCCUACUUCUUGACCACCGCAGCCUUUCAGCCGCUCUACGGGCAACUCGCCAAUGUUUUCGGUCGCCGCUAUCCGAUGAUCUUCUCCGUCGUCCUCUUCAUCCUCGGCAGUGGUAUUUGUGGCGGUGCCUCGAGCGCGGCCAUGCUAAUCGCUGGUCGUGCGGUCCAAGGUGUUGGAGGCGGCGGAAUUAAUAUGCUUAUCGAUCUCAUCAUUUGCGACCUGGUCCCCCUGACGCAGCGAGGCGCAUACAUUGGACUGCUAUUCGUCGUCUUUGCCGUCGGUACUUCACUGGGCCCAUUCAUCGGCGGCGCCAUUGUCAGCAACACGACCUGGCGAUGGGUCUUCUACCUCAAUCUUCCUAUUGGAGGGUUAGGUCUAGUUCUACUCAUCCUCUUCCUGCAAGUGAACUACAACCGCGAGAUGUCCAUUGGGACGAAGCUGAAGCGCUUGGACUACCUCGGGAACCUGCUGCUCGUCGGUGCAAUUGUAUCAAUUCUGAUUGCGCUCAGUUGGGGCGGCACGCGUUAUCCUUGGUCAUCCGGCCACGUCCUCGCCCCGCUGAUUAUCGGCCUCCUGGGCGUUCCGGCGUUCGUCCUGUACCAAGCGACUCCAUUUGUGAAAGAACCGACCACCCCGUUGCGACUGUUCAACAACCGUACUUCAAUUAUCGCGUUCUUCAAUACCUUCAUGCACGGCCUUCUCAGCUUCUGGAUCCUUUACAUGCUUCCGGUCUACUUUCAGGCAGUGCUACAGUCGUCCCCAGAACGCUCCGGCGUACAACUUCUCCCAACCGUGAUCUCGAUGAUCCCCGUUGCCGGCGUGUCAGGUGCCAUUCUCUCGAAGACCAGCAACUACAAAUUGCUACACAUCGCCGGCUUUGCCCUUCUCACCAUCGGCCUCGGCACCUUCACGGUGCUAGGCCCCGAUUCCUCCACCGCAGCGUGGACGCUGACGCAGAUGGUCGCCGCAUUCGGCGCCGGGACCAUCAUGCCCGUUCUCCUUCCCGCGGUCCAGGCCGGGCUCGAGGAGAAAGACACGGCGACUUCUACCGCUCUCUGGGCCUUUGUCCGCAGCUUCGGCAUCAUCUGGGGCCUGUCCGUGCCUGCCGCCAUUUUCAACAAUCAAUUCGACAAGUAUGCCUCGUCGAUCAGCGAUAGCACGGUACGAAAUAUGCUGAGCGGGGGUAAUGCGUACUCGUACGCCUCGAGUGCGACCAUCAGUGCACUCCCCACCCAGGUGCGGUCGGAGACCAUCGAUGUGUAUUCCCGCAGCCUUCGGGUGGUGUGGCAGGUCUCCAUCGCGUUCUCCGGGCUGUCGUUUCUGCUUUGCUUCUUGGAGAAGAAUAUCAAGUUGCGGUCGCAUCUGGAGACGCAGUACGGGUUGAAGGAGAAGGAGGCGAAGGACGGUGCGAAUGGAAGUUCGCCCCCUGCUUGA